This is a messenger RNA of Amphibalanus amphitrite, 2660 nucleotides long. Its product is annotated as CTD small phosphatase-like protein 2-B. NCBI's taxonomy places the organism in Eukaryota, Metazoa, Arthropoda, Thecostraca, Balanomorpha, Balanidae. The record is from RefSeq and is a predicted model, not a curated record. Gene Ontology annotation, molecular function: phosphoprotein phosphatase activity. Bases 554 to 1723 code for a protein of 389 amino acids. The transcript has 10 exons.
GUGAGAGACGUGAGAGACGUUCGAGUGCGCACGACGUUCGCACGAGAGAACGCGGCCUGUGACUGUCGCCGCUGCGUCCGAUGCGACGACUGAUCCUUUCCUCGCCUACCUACUCACACUGCACAGCCUGUGUUGAGGACUGGGAGCCAGCGGAGUUUGAGGUAUCGCGCCGCUGGUCAGCUAAAGACGCUCUGCAACGUGCAAGUUGCACCACCCCUCCCCGCCCCGCCCACCCGGGGGUGCCGGCCCGGCCAGACGGCGUUCGUUUACAUCGCGACGACCUCGGCCGACACCGCUCGCAGCGCCAUCUACAACGCCGCGCCGGACGAGUCCACACCGGCGGCCGGCGGGGGAGGUCGGUCGGCGGCCGUGAGAAUCAAUACGGAACGCGCGGCGGCCGCGCCAAACAAUUGUGGCGUCAGCCGCGCGUGGGCAGGUCGGACGUGCGCACGUUCAACUCAACCUACGUGUGAAUGCCCUUAAGGCAGCCACCAAUCAAGAGAGAAAACUCUCCGAGGACUUCCCCUGCGAGAGAACAGUCGAUGUCGGCACGAUGAGGACCCGGCAGAGUAACCGGCCACGAGCGAGCAAGUCACGCAGCUCACCAUCUGUGGCGGUGGCUGCUCGCUGGCGGGGCCGGGCGCGUCGCUCGGCAGCCUGGGUGCCAUCCCGACCCCGCGCUAGUCGCUCGCCGCUGCCGCCUGCCAGCUCGAGCCGCCACAGCCGCCGGCCGCUGCUGCGCACCUGUAAUGAGAACCAAGACCCAUCCUCGACCAGCGACUACACAGCCCUGAAGCAGCCCCCGGCUGAGGCGGGGGCGGCUGAUAGCCGGCUGAUCUGCUCGGCCGCUCCACGGCGCCAGCCUCUGCAGCAGGUGGCCCCUGACCAGCACAACAGCAGAGCCCCGCCGCCGGCACAGCCGCAGGUCACCUCAGCCGCCGGUGACGUCGGCUGUGUGUCGGCUCCCACCGAAUACCGCUCCCGUGAACCUGAAGAGGACGAAGCAGAAGAAGAAGAAGAGGAUGAAGAGGAGGAAGAGGAAGAAGAUGGAGAGGAGGAGACGGACUACUACACGGACAGCAUGUUCGAGGCCUACUACUUCAUCAAGCACCUACCGCCGCUGACGCCCGAGAUGCGGGCCCGCCACCCGGCGCUGCCGCUGAAGACGCGCAGCAGUCCGCACUUCACACUGGUCCUGGAUCUGGACGAGACGCUGGUCCACUGCAGUCUGCAGAAGAUGACCGACGCCUCGUUCACGUUCCCGGUGCUCUUCCAAGGCGUGUCGUACGAGGUGUUUGUGCGCACGCGGCCCUUCAUACACGAGUUCCUAGACCGGGUCUCGGACCUGUUCGAGGUCAUCCUGUUCACCGCCUCCAAGAAGGUGUACGCCGACAAGCUGGUCAACCUGCUGGACCCCGAGAGGAAGCUCAUCAAGUACCGUCUGUUCCGCGACCACUGCGUCUGCGUGAACGGCACCUACGUCAAGGACCUCAACAUCCUGGGUCGCGACCUCUCCCGCACCAUCAUCAUCGACAACUCGCCAGAGGCCUUCGGCUAUCAGUAUGAGAACGGCAUCCCCAUCGAGAGCUGGUACACCGACAAGGAGGACUCUGAGCUGCUGAAACUGAUACCGUUCCUAGAAAACCUGCACACCUUGAACGAGGACGUGCGGCCUCACAUUCGUGAGAAGUUCCAGCCGCACACAUACAUGCCGCCCGACUAACAUCCCGGAGCCGCCCGUACCAACCCCGGAGUAGCCCGGACCGACCCGGAGUUCCGGGGUAGUCCGGGACCGAUCCUGGAGUCGCCCGGACUCCGGAGUCGCUGUGGGAUCGUGAGCUCGCCCGGUCUACUUAUAGUGGCCGCUACUGCGCCGCGAGUGAUCUUCACGGCGCGUCUCUAGGUGAUGCCCGCAUCGAUAGUGACGAGUGAUGGACGACGCGCGAGGCCCAGCUACGACGGUGCUACUGCUGAACUUUGCCGAACCAGUUCUGUUGUGCCAUUUUCUGAGACCAUAAUGCGGACACCAAUUAGGCUUUUGCGAGUGGUGCCUCGUCAUCUCAGGAGACAGCGCGGUUGGUGUUGUCGCUUUUUGGUGCUUUGUGGAAGAAGGCGUGCAUCGUAAGUGUUCGCAAUUCUGCGCGAUGAGAGUCGCAAGUCGCAACCCAUCGGGAGAGGUGAUGGGCUUUUGGUUUGAGACUGUGUUCGACGUCACUUUACAUAUGCACCGUGAAGAUAAUCGAUAAUUUGGCCUGCAUAUAUACAUACAGCUUCUUCUUGCUACCGGUAAGCGGCUUACUAUCAUGUCCUUUACGAACGCAAUUUUACCGUCUUGCGUUCAAGCAUUCAUAUGUGCAUACUUCAGGCUCCAGGACCGUGUUGUUGUGAACUGUUUCGCUGCCAUGCACGAGGUACAAGCGCCGUUUCCUCGCGUGCUGUCUGACUGGGCCACAAAUCGGGUCACUAAUGCUGCAGUGGGAUGUCUGUUCUUCGCGUGACGUGGUUUAGAAACAUUGUUUUACGCAUCGACCGUGUGAAAUCCCUAUAUUGAACAGCUACGGCGUAUUUUGAGAUUAUUUCACAGAGUGGUCGUUGCACAGUUGCAUGCUGUAUUGCAAUGAGCGCAUAGUAUUUUAGCUAAUAAACGGCAUCAAUACCCA